Neoarius graeffei (lesser salmon catfish) is the source of this 5812-nucleotide messenger RNA. RefSeq names its product zinc finger and BTB domain containing 22b (gene zbtb22b). Gene Ontology annotation, biological process: regulation of transcription by RNA polymerase II. The transcript is spliced from 4 exons. Gene Ontology annotation, molecular function: DNA-binding transcription factor activity, RNA polymerase II-specific; protein binding; RNA polymerase II cis-regulatory region sequence-specific DNA binding. Lineage: Eukaryota; Metazoa; Chordata; Actinopteri; Siluriformes; Ariidae. The record is from RefSeq and is a predicted model, not a curated record. The coding region runs from base 423 to 2474 and encodes 683 amino acids.
UGGGCUCUUAAAGGGACAGUGUGCAGCGGGGCUGUGUGGGCUCUUAAAGGGACAGUGUGCAGCGGGGCUGUGUGGGCUCUUAAAGGGACAGUGUGCAGCGGGGCUGUGUGGGCUCUUAAAGGGACAGUGUGCAGCGGGGCUGUGUGGGCUCUUAAAGGGACAGUGUGCAGCGGGGCUGUGUGGGCUCUUAAAGGGACAGUGAGCAGCGGGGCUGUGUGGGCUCUUAAAGGGACAGUGUGCAGCGGGGCUGUGUGGGCUCUUAAAGGGACAGUGUGCAGCUGGCUGGCUCCGGAGCGCGCCGCGCGCUGUGUUGCGAAUGGGAGCCGUUCUCCUGUGGUGAAGAUGGAGGUUUUGCGCCGCUCCUGUGCUGCUGCUGGCCGCUGAGAGGAGAGGAGAGGAGAGGAGAGGAGGUGUGUGAGGGGAUGCAGUCAGCAACAGAGGAGAACAGUUGUGAUGGCGCCUCGGGUGUGCCUACAGGUUCGGUGGUGCAAGUGUGUUUCCCCAACGUGCAGGCAUCUGUGCUGGACAGCCUUAACCGACAGCGUGAGGACGGCCAGCUGUGUGACCUCUCCAUACAUGUGCAGGGACAUGUUUUUAAAGCCCAUCGCUGCGUCUUAGCUGCCUCCUCACCUUACUUUCAUGACCAGGUUCUACUGAAGAACAUGUCCACAGUGUCCAUUCCAGCUGUUAUGGACCCACUGGCUUUUGAGAGGGUCCUAAGCUGUGCCUACACUGGCCAGUUGCAAAUGCUACGUGAAGACAUCGUCAACUACCUCACCAUUGGGAGUGUGCUCCAGAUGUGGCACAUAGUGGACAAGUGCACAGAGCUACUCCGAGAGGACCGAGGAGGUUCCUCUGGCCCACAGGGUACAGCACCAUCCUCAGAGAGCACUAGAUGCAACAGUAUUGCUAACAGGGAUUCCUAUGGAGGAGAAGGACACACGCAGUCUAUAGUGCAACCUCUGAACCGUCCCUCACUGAUAGAGAGUCAGUCUCCCAGCAGUACGAACUACUUCAGCCCCAAAGAUGCUAGUUUUGGUGGAGCAAUGGCAAGUAGUGGAACAGUGGGAGAUGGAGGCAUACAUUCCACUCCGAACUACUGCAUGUCAUCCAGUCGAGAAGAUGCUUUCCUAAUUGAUGAGGAGGAAGAAGAGGAUGAUGAGCUUGUGUACCCAAGGAAACAGGACCAGGGGAGUGGCAGGAGGAAGAAGCCUGCGCCUGCCUCUGAUCAAGAAAUGGGAGUGAGUGACAGUUUUGGGGUUUCGUCCUACCAAGAUAUAGAGUCCUCUCCACCGCAGAAGCGUCCCAUGUAUAGCCAGCCGAGCAUCAUGCCUCGGAAGCAGUGGGUGGUGGUAAAAACCGAGCGCUCCAGGGACGAUGACCUCAUCAUGGUCUCUGGAGAAGAAGGAGGUGAAAAUGAAGACGAGCAGGACUUGGAGAAGGAGAGAGAAAGGGAGAGGACAUUUAAUAUUUCUAAUGUUAGGACUCUUUCUGCAGACCUCAGCAGCAGGGAGGAAAUUGAAGCACAGGUUGACUACUGCCAAUCACCUGAAGACUACCUCAAGUUUGAAAGUGGUUUGAUGGACCAAACGUCAUCACAGCACACUUUGGAGAACCCCAGCCAGAGUAGCAGUCGGGCAGUUAGUGCAUUACUGAGCUCAGUCCAGACAGCUGCUGCUAGAACACAGCUCUUCCCACUGGACAUGCAAGGGAACCAGAUUGUUCUCUAUAACCAGCCUUCUCCUACAGUUGGCCUGCAGGAAUCUUUGCCUGGGGUGUCAUUAAAAGGAACUUCGGAGCAUGGGACAGUCCAAUUGACUGGGCAGGGUGGAAUGGACAGUGGCUUAGACGGGUUAGAUGGCAACGGGGCUGGCGCUACAGGCAAAGUCUUUAUGUGCCACUGUGGCAAAAGGUUUACUCACAAGAGCAUGCGAGACCGCCACAUCAACAUGCAUCUCGAUCUGCGGCCUUUCCACUGUCCAGUUUGCUCCAAGAAGUUCAAGAUGAAGCACCAUCUCACAGAACACAUGAAGACGCACACGGGGUUGAAGCCCUACGACUGCCUUAGCUGUGGGAAGAAGUUCAUGUGGCGCGACAGCUUCAUGAGGCAUCGUUCUCACUGUGAUCGGCAUGGCGGCAUCAGUGGUACUAGCGAGGCCCAAGGUUCAGAAGGGUCAGUUGUUUCUCCUCAGAAUCCUCUUCAGCACCAGCCUUCAGGCAACAAAGGUACUCAAGGCAGCGCUGGAGGCAGAAGUGGAAUCCCAGUUUUGUCUCCACACCACUCCAGUAGUAGUAGCAGCAGCAGUAGCAGUAGAAGUGGUCUGAGCAUGGCAGUCCCUGGGUCUCUUUUAGGGAUAAAUCCCCAAAGUGGAAUGUAUGGCCAUGGCUCUGGUGUUCUCGGGCUGGAGGUGAGCCAGAGUGAAUGUGGGGAAGAUAUAAGUGAGGUUUGUAUCGGUGAAAACAGUGUCACUUAAGCAUCGCUUUUAAGUUAGCAUCCUUUCGAAAACUAAAUAUUGCCACAUGGGUCCAUGUGUACAGUUGUCCAAUUGUGAUAGUGUCCGUGAGCAUGAUCCAUGUAACGAGACAGGAAAAGUUUAUUUAUCAGUCUUGGAGCAUUUAUAUGUAGGAUGUUGAUAUUAGAGCACUUUUUUUUAAAAACCAAAAUUCUCCUUGGUGCAUUAAUGUAAAAUGGUGCACAGUCCAGCGAAUGUUAUGAUUUGUUAUAAUUUAAAGAUUAAAUAAGAAUUGAUCUUUUGGACAGUUUGGGCACCACAUCACAGAGAGGGAGAUAUAACACAUGGGCUCUUAUUUACACAUCUGAUGAUGAUUUGUGUGCAAGAGCCCACAACGUACUGAUCAUUUCAUCCUAACUUCAGGCAGCACUUUGAUUUGGUGCACACAAAGCGACGUGUUCAGAGUCAGCCGUCAGUAUUUACGUGAGGAAAGUCACUCCUGUUCACAGAUACUUAAAGCACAUGGCUGAUUUUCUGGCUGUGACGUUUAGAUUAGAUUAUGCAAGUCACCUGAGUGUCGUUCACACCUCUGGGGUUGCCAGAUAUGGACCGAAGAGACAGGGACUGGUUGCACAGAACACCUCAGGUUUUCAUCUUAAGUAUGGCGCUUGAGGCUUAAGUUCUCCUUCAUUGAGGGAUUGACUUUGGCCCUGUAGUUUAAAAAAAAAAAGAAAGAAAAGAAGACGAGAAUACCAACUUGGUCAUUGGAGGAAAAGAUUAUACUUCUGGAGGAAUACAAUAAAAGAAAGCACAUACUAAAAAGUUAAUUUCAUUCUCAAAUAACAAACAGAACACAAUGAAUGUGGGAGGAAAUUGCAAUGAAAAGUAAUUCAUAAGCUUCAUAAUUAAUUCAUAAAUCACUUCAUGAACUUGGCCAUGUUGCAGUUAAGAUGGAGUCAGAGGUACGUUCAGUUGUUUUCCUUACUUUGCUUGUUAAAUUCUUUUGUCAGGGAUGAGAAUUUUCCGCCAAAAUGAUCGUUUUUGAGAUCGAUGUAAAUCCGUUGAGAAAUUUUCGGGGUGUAUGGUUAACGAUCUGUGCUCACCUUGUAACGUCCUGAUUCUCGGUGGCUCCGGGUUAACACACUCGAGUCUUUCGACAUGUCGUAAUUAACAUUCCUACUUUUGCGACAAUGUUCGACUUAUUUGCGGUAGAAUUUUCGGGAAAUCGCAUCGCGUGCAGCGUAUAAACACAAGUGCGCAUGCUCUCCACGCGUGGCUUGCAAUCGCCGUUCACCGACCGUACACACUGUUUGACGGUACGCAUUGGUAACAUCGGAAAGACGCAGGCGGGAUAUUUUAGCGUAUCGACAAUGGCAAAAGUCCUCGAUUAGAAAGAAGAGGAUCGAGCGAGGGAGAUUGAUAAAGGUGCAGGGAUAAAGAACUGUUUUCGAUGGGCUUGGUUAGAAAGAACACUGAAUGUCGAGAUCGACGAGCAGACUGUCACAACGAAGCUCGGCGAUCACGUACGGAAACUAGACGUCCCAGGAAAAGUACUUUACUCAUUGUGUUCUGACAUGAUAAACUCCGCUAGUAGAGGGGCGAGGACUAUCCAACUUCACAUACACACCAAAAACACACAGGCAGGGCCAAAAUUAUUCUGCCUGUUCAGUGAUUCAUUAUAUUUAUAAUGUAUAUCGCACGAAUCAAUGCUGUGUGUGUGUAUAUAAUCUCAAAUACAUGUCAUAUAUAAGUGUGUAUCUUUUAUAAAUGGGGUUAGCUUAUCUAAUGUAGCAUGUUGGGGAGAAUCAUAGUAUCAUAUCUAUAUUUCUGAUAAAAUUUGAGGUAUGAUGCCGUGUAUAACUCUCCUAAUUAUUGCUCAUUUCAUAGGGGGACGGCUGGGGGGGGAAUUGCUGGCGUGUGCCGCGCGGGAGCGUCUGCCCAAAUUUUUUAGGCCGAGAUGAACUUAUAGUUUUUGAUUUAAAAAAAAAAGUCCAAUCUGUAAUGCCCAUUGUACACGCCUGUUCUUUAAUUCAAACCCACCAUCUCGAUCUUCAGGUUGCCCGUAUGGUAUCUGUAUUACAUCACACAACAUCCUGUCCAGAUAAAACCUCGUUAGUCCACACAGCAGUUGAAAGGGAAGUGAUGAGUGGUGUUGAAUGUUGCCUGCUUAAUAUGCAAGACCUCCUGCUACCAUGAUAACAUCAGAAGAAAGCUUCAGAGAAUUAUAUGAUGGAACUUUUUUCUAGUUUGCACUUCAUUGUAAAGGAUUAGAGUAUUCAAAGACAUGAAUAGCUAAAAUGCAGAAAUAUAAUACUGUAGAGCUCGUUUAUAUUAAAAGGUGCAUUGAUUUUUUUAAAUCAUUAAUGUGAAUUGAUUAAAAACAAGUCUCUUGUCCCAUAUUAAUCAUUUUCACCUGGGAGUCACCAAGAAGGGGAAUUUAUUUCCAAAUACAUUGCAACUUUUUGCUGAUAAAAUUAAUGGUUUUGGGGUUAAAAAAAAAGCCAAAAAUCAUUAGCCCCCGCCCCCUCCACCGGGGCUCUGCCCCUGGGGCCCGCUGGGAGCCUGCGGCCCCCAAACCCCCGGCUUUUUUCAGACUUUUUAAAUAUUUUUCAUUCUCAUCCCUGUUUUAUGCAAAGGUUUAAUGAAACCAAGAUAAGGAGAAAAUGGUAAAUAUGUCAGCGAACAUUUUAAAGAAACCUGAAGGAGAAGACUUAAGGGUGUUUUGUGCAACUGAUUUUAUUUUAAGGAAACCUUACCUCAGACUUUAAGGAAAAUCUUAACUUCAGGUGUUUUGUGCAGCCGGCCUCAAGGACUUUCUUAGUAAUGCCUUUAAACACAAGCGUGAUGUAAAACAUAAGAGAGAGAAUUGGGGGGGGAACUAAUAUGAUGUACAGUGGGGCAAAAAAGUAUUUAGUCAGCCACCAAUUGUGCAAGUUAUCCCACUUAAAAAGAUGAGAGAGGCCUGUAAUUUUCAUCAUAGGUACACUUCAACUAUGAGAGACAGAAUGGGGGGAAAGAAUCCAGGAAAUCACAUUGUAGGAUUUUUAAUGAAUUAAUUGGUAAAUUCUUCGGUAAAAUAAGUAUUUGGUCACCUACAAACAAGCAAGAUUUCUGGCUCUCACAGACCUGUAACAACUUCUUCUUUAAGAGGCUCCUCUGUCCUCCACUCGUUACCUGUAUUAAUGGCACCUGUUUGAACUCAUUAUCAGUAUAAAAGACACCUGUCCACAACCUCAAACGGUCACACUCCAAACUCCACUAUGGCCAAGACCAAAGAGCUGUCAAAGGACACCAGAAACAAAAUUGUAGACCUGCACCAGGCUGGGAAGACUGAAUCUGCAAUAGGUAAGCAGCUUGGU